AGGCGGGCUGCGUGACGGGGAGAUUGAGGGAGAACUUUUAUAUUUCGUGAACCGCUGUUGUUCACACCAGACGCGGACGGCAACUGCUGCUGAUUUGCUGAAGUGAAUACACACCACAAGAUAAAAAUGAGACCGAUACCCUCGAGCAGCUGGUUUCUGGCGGCGGUCGUGAUCAUGUUCUUGAUCUUGGCUUUCUCCCUCGACAUGAUGCCCAGAGGAGUCCAGCUCCCCUCGAGGAAAAGCUUGGAGGCUUUAAUGGACUCGAGUGAGUCGUCGACGUCAGCGCCAUCAUCGUCGUCGUCAUCUGAGGAUGGAAUUUUCCCUAGAAUAGACGAGCUCGAGCAGCGGAUCAGAGUGGCAUACAACUACAUUUUCCUUCUGUACUGUGCAGCAGAGGGCAGAGUGAUGCCCACAGGCGGGUACUGCCUCAACGAACAAGACAUCCUAGACAAGUGGAACCCCACAUGGGACGGAAGGAUGUGCAACUCACUAGAGAAAGUGAUCCAGCACCAUGACAUUUUGGAUCUGGGUGCUGGAAGAGGCCACUAUGGCCGUUGCUUCCUGAGAGUCAAAAACAACAUUAUCAAGACCAAGAAUAAGGCUGAGAUUGAACGUAUGGACAAAGAGUACGCCCGUGAGAUGGAAAGAGGCGGCCUAACGGAUAAACCCCAGGUGGUCAAGUCUUGGACAGGCUACGACGGCGCCCUGAAUAUCGAGGAUCUCUCAGGCGGCUUCAUGCGCUACGGGGACCUGUCGCAGCCGAUGCACCUGGGCAAGAAGUACGACUGGGUGAUGAGUCUUGAGGUGGCUGAGCACGUCCCGAAGAAGUACGAAGCUAAUUUCGUCGAGAAUCUGAUCAGGCAUGCAUGCAAAGGUAUAAUCUUGAGCUGGGCAGUACCAGGUCAGCCCGGCCACCACCAUGUCAACUGCAAGCCAAUGUCAUACGUCAAGAAAUUGUUUGAGUCACGUGGUUUCAUAUCAAACAGCACGGCCCAUAAUAUCUUACGGACGCAUUCUCGUUUACACCAGUACAAGCAUGCCUUCGUCUUUAUGGUUCCCCCCGAGAGGGCCUGUUAACACCGAAAGAGGUCAAAAUGCCUCUUUGCAACUUCAUGAAAAGGGUGUUCUACUGUUGCACUCGAUGACAUUCUUCGCAUCGGAUCUUCAGAUACCGAAGUAGACGGAACUUGAAGAAAAAAUAACCAUAAGACCAUGGUUCUCUCUAACAGUAGAUGAGCUUCAGUUGGGUAGUACUUAGAAGCACGGGUAUUUUAUGAACAGUCAUGGCCUAUGUUUAAUUUUUUGCGUCUCCUGUAGUUUGAAUUGGAAUCCUUGCGCGCCAGAACUAGGCCUAUACCCGGUCUACUUCAGUGCCGUUUUUAAUUAUUCAAUAAUUUGUUUCGGAAAACAUGCCACCAUUA
This is a messenger RNA of Penaeus vannamei (Pacific white shrimp), 1421 nucleotides long. RefSeq lists its product as uncharacterized. The record is from RefSeq and is a predicted model, not a curated record. Lineage: Eukaryota; Metazoa; Arthropoda; Malacostraca; Decapoda; Penaeidae.